Colletotrichum destructivum is the source of this 1094-nucleotide messenger RNA. Its product is annotated as Putative short-chain dehydrogenase/reductase SDR, NAD(P)-binding domain superfamily. Bases 123 to 971 code for a protein of 282 amino acids. Lineage: Eukaryota; Fungi; Ascomycota; Sordariomycetes; Glomerellales; Glomerellaceae. The record is from RefSeq and is a predicted model, not a curated record. The transcript is spliced from 3 exons.
CUCUCUCACACUCUCACUCUCACUCUCACUCUCACCUCACCAACUCCUGCCACUACCACACCAAUCACUUCUCCCGACACCACACACCAGUCAACCUCCCCUCCCCCCCUCAAUCUUUCAAGAUGCCUGGCGUUACCUCCGACUCCAAGGGUUCCAAGUACGAUGCCAUCCCCGGCCCUCUGGGUCUGGGCUCUGCAUCCCUCCAGGGCAAGGUUGCUCUCGUCACCGGUGCCGGCCGUGGCAUUGGUCGUGAGAUGGCCAUGGAGCUCGGCCGCCGCGGCGCCAAGGUCAUUGUGAACUACGCCAACAGCGCCGAGACCGCCGAGGAGGUCGUCCAGGCCAUCAAGAAGGCCGGCUCCGACGCCGCCUCCAUCAAGGCCAACGUCUCCGACGUCGACCAGAUCGUCCGCAUGUUCGCCGAGGCCAAGAAGAUCUUUGGCCAGCUCCACAUCGUCUGCUCCAACAGCGGCGUCGUCUCCUUCGGCCACGUCAAGGACGUCACCCCCGAGGAGUUCGACCGCGUCUUCGCCAUCAACACCCGCGGCCAGUUCUUCGUCGCCCGCGAGGCCUACAAGAACCUCGAGGUCGGCGGCCGCCUCAUCCUCAUGGGCUCCAUCACCGGCCAGGCCAAGGGCGUCCCCAAGCACGCCGUCUACUCCGGCUCCAAGGGCACCAUCGAGACCUUUGUCCGCUGCAUGGCCAUCGACUUUGGUGACAAGAAGAUCACCGUCAACGCCGUCGCCCCCGGUGGCAUCAAGACCGACAUGUACCGUGACGUCUGCCGCGAGUACAUCCCCGGUGGCGCCGAGCUCGACGACGAAGGUGUCGAUGAGUACGCCGCCGGCUGGUCUCCCAUGCACCGCGUCGGUCUCCCCAUCGACAUUGCCCGCGUCGUCUGCUUCCUCGCCUCCCAGGACGGCGAGUGGAUCAACGGCAAGGUCAUCGGCAUCGACGGUGCCGCUUGCAUGUAAACCACAUUCAACACCCACCUGACUGUAGUAAUCGGAGUAAUGGCGACCGGCGGGGACACUAGAUUGGACCACUGUACAUUUUAUAUUCAUGACACGGCAUAUACCGAAUAAAAUCAUGUGCCC